AUGACAGACACCACUGAAGCUGCUCAACCUACUGAAUCUGAGCCCAUCCCUCAGUUCACUUUCAAGAAGCGUUCCAAGAACAAGGGCAACUUUCGCAAGAAGCCCGCCACCCCACCACCUGCGUCCGACUCAGACUCGGAUUUCGCAUCUGAAGACGAUGGUGAAGGGAAGCGCAUCAAGAGGCGACGGACAAACGGCGUUGUGACUGCUUCGUCGACUGCAAACAAACCCCGACAAGAUACUACUACUAACCAGUCCUCGAGCACUGGCCCUACUCCGUUAUCGAAAAGCAACGACGCAACCAAGGCUACAGAUUGGUACGAAGAAGAAAACUUGACCGCGAAGAAUCUACUAGGAUCUACGAGGACACGACCAGAACCAUCCUCCGAUUCCACGCCCGAUGGAAACUACAAGGGAACAUCCAACUAUAAAUCAUUUAUCCAGAAAAGCGUCGAUGCACCCAAAAAGUUUGGUCCCAUCAAGGCAGCUACCAACGUUCGCACAAUUACAGUUACGGAUUUUGCCCCCGAUGUAUGCAAGGACUACAAACAGACUGGAUACUGUGGCUUUGGAGACUCGUGCAAGUUCCUCCACGCCCGUGAGGAUUACAAGCAAGGAUGGGAGCUGGAUCGCGACUGGGAAAUAGGUACCAAGGGCAAAAGCAUGGGUGGCCGAGUGACAUCGCAACGGAAAGGUGCAGGAAUGGCUGCUAAGGAUGACGAUGAUGAUGACGAUGAUGAGUUCCUAGAGAAUAUUCCUUUCGCCUGCGUUAUCUGUCGGAAACCUUAUCAAAAGCCCAUUGUCACCACAUGUGGGCAUUAUUUCUGCGAGUCAUGUGCCUUGCAACGUUAUCGAAAGAGUCCAACAUGUGCAAUCUGCGGUGGGGGAACAGGUGGUGUUUUCAACUCCGCAAAGAAGCUUAGAGCUUUGCUGGAGAAGAAGCGAGAACGUGCGAGAAAACUUCGAGAAAAGGCUAUUGCAGCUGGGGAAGAAGUCAGCGAGGAGGAGGAAGAGGACUGA
Messenger RNA from Penicillium taxi, 1020 nucleotides. RefSeq names its product U2-type spliceosomal complex subunit CWC24. Gene Ontology annotation, molecular function: metal ion binding. Bases 1 to 1020 code for a protein of 339 amino acids. The record is from RefSeq and is a predicted model, not a curated record. Gene Ontology annotation, cellular component: U2-type spliceosomal complex. NCBI's taxonomy places the organism in Eukaryota, Fungi, Ascomycota, Eurotiomycetes, Eurotiales, Aspergillaceae. Gene Ontology annotation, biological process: snoRNA splicing. The transcript has a single exon.